AUGAGCACACCGCUAAACGUAUCAGAUUGGAAGGCAAGUUUUCCCCUAGCUAACGCCGGAAUGCUCACUAAUACUUUGGAUUCUGCAGAGCCAUCGGCCUUGAAGGAUCCAGCCGCAUGGGCCAUCUUGGAGCGAUAUCUGACCAUAGAGUCAAUGACCUAUGAGGAAACGGAACGCGAAUUUGCAGCGUACCUCGGGAAACGCCACCAUCUUCUGGACUGGACGGAAGCGAGAUUGGCGUUGUUUUCAGGUGAUGACGAUGAUCAACUGUCGUUGUUUAAUCUGCUUCAGGUGAAGGCCAAGUACAUCACCGACGCCUCCAGUUCCUCCAACGCUUCAUCGUCAACUUCCACCGGAUCGAUAACUUGUCGCCGUCGUUCUCGCCGGCCGAAAAACCCGUUCAUCGAUAAUGAGGCAGAAGAAGACGAGGAGGAUGAGCAGGAGGAUGAGCAGGAGCAGGACGAUCUCGAGUUGGAGAUCCUGGCCGGCCCAUCUAGACGUACGACGGUAACGCAGUUGCCAGCACCCAAACAUAAGUUCUCGGCAGCGGUCGACAGACUUCAGGACAAAUAUACAGAUGACGUGCCCAGGUCCUCAGAGACCUACGUUCAGAACAGGAUGUACCUGUUUCACGUUUACCGAACUGUCACGCAAUUUGUGGCCGAUCACCUUGAGAAGCAAGGAUUUUCUGUCAGAGUGUCGCCUUGGUCCCCAGGGCAGCUCUACAUCGUUUCCGACAGCCCAAAGACAAUACUCCAAUCCCUUCCCCACUCCCACUCUUCAUGCGUCACGAAAUGGGAUCGUAUCAGCGAAGAGGAAUCAGAAUCAGUCCAUCGCGCCAACCUUAAACUCGCCGAUCCUUGCUGGGUACGAAUCAAACUCGGGAAAUACAAAGGCGACAUUGCCUACGUCUUUGAUCCCCACCAGACCAACAACUUCGUAACAGUCUUGAUUCCGCCCAGGGAUUUCCCGUACCCUAUGCCAAAAGGAUCAGUCUCGCUGUUCGACAGAUCUCGCAUUCCGGCAAAAUUAUCAACAGAUAUUAUUCGUCGCGGUAUCGCUGUAGGCUGGUCGUAUAAAGGGGAGGAAUACUACGGCGGACUUCUGAAGAAGAAUGUUCAUCGCUACAUGAUCGAACAAGUAGACGUUCCUCACCCUGACGAUAUUCGCCUCCAUCUCCAGUCCGGAUUCGACCUUAUCUUCGUCAAGAAAGCCGAAAUCGCAUAUUCCAUGCAGAUGUUGCGAGCCGGCGACUGCGUGCGUCUCAUCCGGGGAGAAUUCCCUUCGGAGAUCGGGACGGUCUUAGCGGUGAACCACAAGUCCGGCGGCUCUUUGACUUUAGAACUCAAGUUAGAUGGAGUUCGCAAUGAAAUUGAAGCACGCCUUCAAGACGUAGAGCGAGUUUUCUGGGUGGGCGAUGAAGUCAAGAUAGUAGCUGGCGUGUACUUGGGCGUUCAAGGCCAUAUUGUCUCCAAGACGGGAGACAUGUACGACAUAUGCCAACACACCACCAACGAAUUGGUACAAGUGUCUCAAUAUUACUUGGAUCGCCGUCCUUUGAAGUACUCGCUUCAAGGACAACAUCUUCCCCCCCAAUCCUUCGAACCUCCGCCCGAACAAGAAUCGAUUGAAAUCGGGGAUUUCGUAGAAGUUCGGGUAGGAGAGGACUUUGGAAAAUCUGGCACUGUGGAAUGGGUCAGUCCAGGCGGGGCGGUCGUAUGGUUCCGGCAUGCCAUCCCUUCGGUGACUCCUGAGGACGACUUCAAGCCUCCGCUCAUCGAAGCUCCGGCAUCUUCAGUCCACCGUACACGCCUACCCGCCACCCUCAAGUUCACGAAGGAGAAGGGCUAUGACGUCAGGCCCGGAGACUCGGUUAGCGUCGUCCGUGGGCCCGAGUAUAUGACUACAGGGGUAGUGCAGCGCGUGGACUUUGUCAAGGCUCGGUUGCUACUCUUGUCUGAGAGUGAUCAGUCACUCGUCAAUGUUCCCAUUGGCUUCGUGAUGAAGAUUCGCAACGCUAGCACCGAUACGUUCAAGACACUCAUCGGUCAAGAAGUCUACAUUAUUGGGGGUCACAAAAAGGGCUACCGAGGAACGUUAUACGACAUCAGGGACGACAAUUGCACCGUCUCCGUGCACGGUGAGCCGCGCAUGUCAGCCAAACUCUGUGACGUGGCCACCAGUUAUGCUAUGCGGUUGAACGGCGCUGUGCUCGAAUACUACGACCUGCUGUCAUUCUGUGACACCCGCAGAAGAUCGUUCUUGCCUCCCGAGCCUCGAAGCGUUACUCCUCCUCCCGAAAGAAUAGCACCCUCUGUCAGUCUUCCCGGCCCCUCGUCUUCUUCCUGGACUUCUUGGUCUGCCGACGCGGUGUUCAACCAUUCCCAAACCGACAUUCCAACCGCCGGUCCGAGCUCCCCAACUCCUAAUCCGUGGGUUGUCAAUCCCGACGACAUCCAGGAUACCAUUGACGGAGCCAUCCUGAAACUCUCAGAGAAACCUGGGCCGUCAUCCUGGUUGAAGGAGUUUGCCCCUGCGUUGUUCACGUAUCAUGCACUCUUCAAGGUCUCGAUUAGUUUCCAGGGAGGCAAAUUGAACAAGCGCCUGGUAUAUACACAGUGCCCUGACCCCUUCUGCGAUCCGAAUGGUCCUGCGCCUGAGAAUUGCAUUGCAGCUUGGUGCACUGCGAAAACUGCAGGGGGGGCGGUACAGCAUUACCACAUUCCUGCGGUAGAUCUCACCCCAGCCCCUCCCCGGAAGAAAAAUCAGGAGUGCCUUGUUCUUGAGGGCGAGUAUCGCGGGGGGAUCCACACCGUAGUAAAGUGUAACACUAAACUCCAUACUGUUGAGUUGAGCCUCAUGACUGGGUCUCACCUGACUUUCACUAUGUCUCUCGACCAGGUCUGCCUUGUCGAGGCCUUCAAAUUUAAAUAG
Suillus paluster is the source of this 2934-nucleotide messenger RNA. RefSeq lists its product as uncharacterized. Lineage: Eukaryota; Fungi; Basidiomycota; Agaricomycetes; Boletales; Suillaceae. Gene Ontology annotation, cellular component: DSIF complex. The record is from RefSeq and is a predicted model, not a curated record. Gene Ontology annotation, molecular function: mRNA binding. Gene Ontology annotation, biological process: regulation of DNA-templated transcription elongation; regulation of transcription by RNA polymerase II; transcription elongation by RNA polymerase II. The coding region runs from base 1 to 2934 and encodes 977 amino acids. The transcript is spliced from 7 exons.